AGUACUAGGCCUAAUAAUAUAACUCCAUUGCAUCCUCUCUAUUUAGUAGUAUAUCAAUCUAAGAUAUACAUUGUAUUGUAUUCAGUGCUCACUUAGUGGAAAAAAAUUAUGAUGAAGAGGAUACUUUUUACUUAUGCGAAAGGCUUUUUUAUCACUUUGCUCAUGAACCACCAGCCUCAAACAUGGAAAACUUGUUUCUCAUUUGCCUUUUUUUACCUCGCAAAACACAUUUUAUGACUGCAUUUAUCACAAAGCAAACGUUUCAAGAUGAUGAAUUUACAGAUAACACUGUUACUGACCCAAAUUAAAACGAUAACUGUAAGCAAAAUAUAUUCUGUUAUUCAACAAUUUGAGCAUUUGAGUCACUUGUGUUAAUUUAUAUUUUCAUCAAACAGAAACACGAUUUAGUUUAGGGGUAUGCCAUAUUCAUGAAUAGCGCCACCCCCUCUCUGGCGAUCGAGACUUGAUGACAAGUAUAAAAGCCGAGAGCAACAGUGGCGGACUCGGCUUCGGAGAAGCCUACACACCUCGCGGAUCCUGUAUUGUUGGAAUAAAACCAACGCGAUUUUUCAUCGAAUUUUGCCACUUUCGGCAGAAAAAUGGCGAAUUCCCAAGCAGUGUUCAAAUUAUACAAAUCCGUGAUAGAUGAUGUCAUUACCAACGUCCGAGAGGCCUUUCUGGAUGAAGGAGUAGACGAACAAGUUCUUCAGGAACUUAAACAGAUCUGGGAGAGUAAAUUGAUGAUGACAAGAGCCGUCGAUCUGACCCCCCAGCCCCUCCCCCAGUCCGUGACCGGUAACAGACACCACGGAAAAUCCCAUGGUGGAGCCACAACAUCCGGGAAUGAGCUACAGCUGCAGACCCAGCAGAGAACAGCAGCAGAAGUGGGCCGCAGUAUCCCUCAGCAGCAAGGUACCCAAGCAUUCCAAAUAUCCGGCGCUACCACACAACUUAGUUCACCAGCUGCUGCAGCUACGUUAGCCUUUCAGCAAGGCAUGAUGCAGUUACCCCACCAGUUGACUUCCAUUCCCGCUGGCUUGACCUUAGCACAACCACAAGGAGGGACUCAGACCUUCCCAGCCUACGCAAUAAGCCAGCCCCACGGCACCUUACAGGCUGGAGCUUACCAGGCUGUCUUGCCCACUGGCCAGACUGUCAUGAUCCACCCAUCUCCCCAGACAACUCAGACACAACAGCAACAGCAGCAGCAGCAGCAGUCCCAGCAGGCAGGAGGCUCCAUCAACUUGACCACAGUGCAGGCGCGUGUUCUGCAGGUGGAUGGAGCCAAUGACACCUCAGACGAGGAGGAUGAUGAGGAGGAAGAAGAUGACCAUGGGGAUGAAGAUGAUGAAAAUGAGGAUAACGAAGAUGCUAAUGAUGUAGAAGAGGAAUCCCUGAACAGCGAUGAUGACGUCAGUGAUGAGGAUCCAGAGGAGCUGUUUGAGACAGAUAAUGUCGUAGUCUGCCAGUACGAUAAGAUCAGCAGAAGUCGAAACAGAUGGAAGUUUCAUCUCAAGAAUGGGAUUAUGAAUCUGAAAGGCCGAGAUUACGUAUUCUUCAAGGCCACUGGAGAUGCAAACUGGUAGUCGGUAUAUUCUUGUCGUCAACAAACAAGCCCCCUACCGUACUGACUCUAAUAACUCCACCCCCAGUUUGGAAUCCAUUGUGCAAUUUAGGGCUUAUUUGUUUGUUGUCAAACCUCCAUUCCAUGGUAAUAUUGUUUUGUUUAAAGAGGGUUCUGGGUGUAUUUCUUCAAACAAACGUAUUUACAAACUUGGACAACUCCUUGCCUUGAAUCUUAUACUUUUGGUUUGUGUUUGUAUUUUCUUGUAAGUUUUGGUUACUUUACUCAAAGUAUAAACCAAUAUUGAAUGAUAUGUUAAGUAAUAUUGAAGUGAAAACAGCCAUUUGGCAAAAAAAAAAAUUUCGUGUCAUUUUGGGAUGAUUUGAGGACAGGAAUAUUGUGUUGCUGAAUCGCUUUUUUUUUUUACUGUAACAAAUUAUGAGAUAGAGAAUGAGGAUCAACACUAAGUUAAAAAGAACAUUGGAAGUGCAAGUUUGCCUUCAAGCUUCACAUCUUUCGUAAUGAGCUGUGUGAUUUACAAAGGUGCUUCAUCUUGUAUAUACCGUCCCGCAUCAAUCAUGAAAACGGGGAAAAAUAUUUUUAAAAAUCAUCUCAAUAUUAGAGUUCAAUGUCUGCCACUGAUUAAAUGGUUACAAGGAGAAUUGUGCUCACCUUAGGUUUAUUAAACAUAUAGCGGCAUGCAGAGUUCUGUUAGGUCUCUAAAAUGCUGUUGCUUGAAGAGAGAAUGCCCAGUGCUGUGCGUUUUUCUUACAGUCCCUAUGAACUGGACGAAGUUCACGACGGCAGAAAAUUGUGCCCUUCAAAGCAGCGCUGUUAAGUUGGUAACUUCAAUGAAGAAAUUGGUAGAAGUCAUGAUGCUGUAGUAGAAAUGUUUAUGUGUGCAAGUGUCCAUGUAGCUUGACCAUGAAAUCUGCUUUUAGGAAAGCAUGCACUCUGUUAGAUUUGUAAUCAAAACAAAUUAUCGACAGCAUUGAAGUUACUUAUCUAAGAGGUGUAUAUGUGAAUUUGUUCUGUACAUAAAAGAGAAAAGGAAUUUUGUUUGACUUAUUUUAAUUCAGGGCCCUCAACAAAUUUGAUUAGAUUGUUUUGGGAAAUAGAAAUAUUUCAUUUUUGGGAUUAAUGAUCCCAACCUUAAGUAUUCCUUUGAUGGUAUCUUUUGAGUAUCAUAGGGCUGGUAACCGUCAGUUCACCAUUGAGAUUUUUUCCAAGCAAAGACUUUCCAAAGUAAACAAACCAUGUCAUGAAUUUUAACGGGACCGUAAAUGCCGACUUGGUCUUGGAGUUGAGGAAUAUUGCAGAAGCAAUAUUGUGUGUACAGGAUUCAGGAAAGGCCCAGUUAACUGGACAUUCUUAAAACAGUGUGCUCUGUUGAUGAGAAGAAUGUGUUACAUGUUCUUCAAAAAAAGUGAGUUCUUGAUUUUUGUUUUUGAAAUUAUGUUUGUUUUGUUUGUUGUUCCUUUCUUUCUUUCUUUCUCUCUUUUAUUCUGGGGGGGGGGAAAUAGCUGAAGUAUUUCCAGGCUAAUAUUUGCUUCUAUUUGUCUAUAUCCCAUAUUGGUUUAUAAAUUGAUUAAUCAGAGUAAAGUUAUAAUUUAUAUAUCCAUUUUUUCCUAGGUAGGAUGGAAAUCAUUUUGCUCCAAAAAGGUUCAGAAUUCUAAAGGCAAUUCUGCCAUUUUGUGUGUACUUUUUAGCCUUGGUGCUCUUACCACGUACCAUUGCAGGCUGCUUAGUUUUGGUGCUUGAAAGUGACUUUAUUAAGCCCAAAGGAGUACCUUUGUCAUGUUUUGAACUUGAUAAAAAAAAUGUGAACUAAAUUAUAAUUAUUUAAAAUAAUCAGCUUUGAGCAUAAGAAGAGCUAGUUUUGCAACAAAGUGUAUAAUUUAAAAAUAUGAUCAAUGUAUUAUGAUUCUCAUAAAUUUGGGAAUCAGACGACAAAUUUCCUGCGUUUUCCUUUUGUUGUACAUGUGUAUGAGAUUGAACUUCCUACGUUGCAAUUGUCCGGGAAAUCAAUUUCAUUCUGCAACUUUUACAUGCACAUCAGUAUAGUAAAGAUUUGUUGUCACUAAUACAUCAAGAUGUUACACCUUUUUCAUUUCUUGUAAACAAAACAGGUGCCUAUAAGGCAUGUAAAGUAUGUGCUAAAUGUGUAUGGCUUGAAAAACUAUGUAAAUAAAGAAGAACAUAAAGAGUAACUUAA
Molecule: messenger RNA, 3779 nt
Organism: Patiria miniata (bat star)
Lineage: Eukaryota; Metazoa; Echinodermata; Asteroidea; Valvatida; Asterinidae
Product: transcription initiation factor IIA subunit 1-like
Exons: 9
Coding region: 600-1586 (328 amino acids)
Biological process (GO): transcription initiation at RNA polymerase II promoter; transcription by RNA polymerase II
Cellular component (GO): transcription factor TFIIA complex
Source: RefSeq, a predicted model, not a curated record